CGCCACCGUGAGGCGCCGCGAUCGCCCAGUUUAGGAGGAUCCACGCUCAGCGCUGCCCCGCCGGUUAUAUGCAGCAUAGUCCGCGGUCUGGCGUGGGAGAUGCGCUCGCGCUUUUGCUGGCUUAAAGCUGCCUUACUGCGGAUUCAGAUCCACGAAAGGGUAGCAGCGGGUGACGGACGUAAACUGCAGCGGGCAAGAAGCAGGUUGUUUUAAUUCCCAGGAGCCUUUGCCCGCGCCACUCCUUGGUUGGAUUGAUGGGAAUUGAAAUCCAGACUUUUAAAAGGUUCUCAGACUUUCUGUCUCGAAGCCAUGAGAUGCGGCUGCUUAAGGGCAUUUCAGAGUUUUGUUAUAGGAAGCUGCAGUAUGGAUCCUACCUUGUAGAAAAGAGAAAUAUGAAUAUUAAGGAAUCCAAAGAAAAGUAAUUAUUGGAAGGGCACAAGGAGACUGUCCACCAGGAGCUGCCAGUUCCACCAAUUUUAAAGUAAUUACGGCUUAUUUCUUCCCCCCUGGAUUCAUUUCACUCCUAGAAUUAUCUCUGGAUUGGACCCAGAGCACUACCAUUACUGUGAAAAAUGAAUCCUUCCAUCAGUUCCAGGUCUCGAAGCUCUCAUUUGUCCACGCAAAAAAAGUUGUCUGAAGAGGCAAAAGAAGUUGAACUAACAGAAAGAAUUCCAGCUGCCAGCAAGGAAGCAGUGGACUUCCUUUCCCUCAUUGAAAUAAAAGAAAUUCAGCCCUGCCUUUUUGAAGAAUCGCUGGUGGCUAUUUCAGAGUCUGGAGAGACUAUAGGGACGUUUUCCAUCUCGGUGAAGUGGGCCUGCUAUUCUCUGGAUGGCUGGCAAGAAGAAGACUGUUUCCUGGUCCGUGCAAACAGCAAAGUGGCAAUCGAUGGGGUGCCUUGCAAAAUCUCCCUUACAGGAUAUGUAACAAAGAAACUGGAGAUUUUGGAGCAGCACAUUCAGGAAAGUGUGAGGUUUAGAAAUCAUCCCGUGGAAACCAGGACCCGUGUGGUGAAGCGGCAUGACCAACUUUAUGUGACCAAAACCAUAGUGGAAAAAGAUGAAAAGAUCAACGUCAGCACGUUUUCUUACAGAUGUGCACAACUUGAGGGCCUCAUCUCAGAAUCUGCCAACUUCUUGUUGCUGCGGGUGAUGGCCAGGAGGCAGUCCUUACCACAAAAUGCUAUUUUCCUCUCAUUUGACUCUGACCAACACGUCUGUACCUCUACCUAUAAAACCCUCGGCUUCCAGAAGCAGAAAGUGAAAAAAGAGGAAGUGGAUGUGUUUGUGAUUGAAAGGACUGUACAGUCUGUGGAAACGCCCCCACUGAAUUGGCAGUUCUACUUCCUACCAGAUGGGCAUUUAUCUCGCCGUGUACAAGUUGGAUCCCCAGCCACCAUGGUGAUCCUGCAGAUGCCCAUUUUGAUUGACACAGAUGAACCAGACCCUCGUCCUGUCUUUGAAAAAGUCCUCUUAGACUGGGAAGAGGAUGCUGAAUUAUAUUCCAAGUUCUUAGACAGAAAGACUAGUCAAACCCAAGUCCUGCAGCCGUUCUUCAUAUGUUUUAGUCUCCAGACCUUUGAUCUUCUUAGUUGCUCUUCUCUGAACUUUUUCCAAGGUCUCAACAUCCUUUUUGUAGUAUGGUGACCAAAAUUGAUUGCAUACUCCAAUGCAAUGGAUAUCUAAACAACUUCAACAAAAAAUGUGUAACCAUACAACCAACAAUUACACAAGCUGCACAAACCUAUUAAUAGGAUAACUGCUAUAUGUCAAAAGCCUCUCUGAAACUAUCAGCAAAUUGCUGUACCCUCUAGGCAUCCUGGGGGUCCAUAAACCAACAAAAUACAUCCAAACUAUUCUAAGCAAAAGCAACAGCUAUUGAAUACAAAGCAUUUAUAACCUACAGCAGAAAGAUAGUAGAAACCACAAUUGCAAUUGAAAAAAGUUGCCGACAUGCUAGGCCAAACUAGAUCCAAAAAUGCAAGAGAAUUCCUAGAAGCAUGGCUCUGAUGAAUCAUCCAUUAACAGACAUUUUGAGAUAAGCCUCAUCUGCAAAUCAUUCCAGAAAGGAAGCAACGAAAGGUCAAAGAAAGACUCAAACACACAUCCCCCCUCUCCAUCACACACCUAUUAAUCAAUACCCAGACAAGAAAGAACAAUUGAGGAAGAAACAAUGCCCCCAAGACAAUUUAUCGUAUAAACAACCAGCAAGCUCUACUCCUGCAUGAACUGAUGAUGUUUCUAGCCUGGUCACAAAAGUUUGCAAGAGCCAAAGUAAGUUCAGAAAGCACCAAGAACCCAACAAUUCAGACCUGAAGUACUUGUAUUCCCCAUUGUGGCAGGGUGCGAUCACUUCUAAAUUUUGCAACAUUUUUACUUAAAAACAAAUGUUGUAGGGAUAAGGAUAACGAGAGAGAGAGAGAGAGAGAGAGAGAGAGAG
Molecule: messenger RNA, 2436 nt
Organism: Crotalus tigris (Tiger rattlesnake)
Lineage: Eukaryota; Metazoa; Chordata; Lepidosauria; Squamata; Viperidae
Gene: CATIP
Product: ciliogenesis associated TTC17 interacting protein
Exons: 12
Coding region: 573-1643 (356 amino acids)
Biological process (GO): cilium organization; actin filament polymerization
Source: RefSeq, a predicted model, not a curated record